Acanthosepion pharaonis is the source of this 840-nucleotide messenger RNA. Lineage: Eukaryota; Metazoa; Mollusca; Cephalopoda; Sepiida; Sepiidae. The record is from the annotation of a GenBank genome assembly.
AUGUUAGGGAAUGCUGAUAUGGUUUCUAUAUUUCAAAAGAGACUAAUUUGCCUCUCUCUCUCUCUCUCUCAACUUCCCUCACUCCCUUUCUUUCCUCAUUGUCUUAUUUACUCCCUCUUCCACAUCAUUAUCUCCCACUCUUGUCGUUUUCAGUUCUUCUUUGUCCUCUAUUACUCCUCGUCGCCGUCUUUCUUUUCUGUCUCUUCUCUUCGUCUUUUAUGUUUUCUUUCUUCCUUUCUUUCUUUCUCUCAUCUUUUUCAUUUCCUUCUUAACGCAUUCAACGUUUUGUUUUUCUUCUGCUCUUCUUUGUCGUCUUUUUCUUUUCUUUUUCUUCUCAUCCUCUUUUUCUUCUUCUCUUCAUCCUCCCCCUCCUCUGCUUAUCUCCCUCUAUUUUUCUUUUACUGUUCUAUUUUCUUUUCCUCGUUUAUUAUCUUCCUCUUUUUUUCUCUCUUUCCUUCUUCUUUUUCUUUUCAUCCUUCUCUUCUUCCUCUUCGUUACUGUUCUCUUUUCAUCAUUCGCCUUGCUUUUUUUUCUUUUUCUUCCCUUUCGCCCCUUUCUCUUUUCCUCUCCUUCUUCUCCCCUUUAUUUCUUCUUCUCUUCACCUUUAUUAUUUUGCCCCCCUUUUUUCCUUUUACAUUUUUCUCUUUUCCUAUCUACUCCUCUUCUUUCAUUUCUGUUUCUUUCCACUUCUUUCUUUCUUCCCCUUUUUUUUCUAGUCUUUCAUUUAAUCCUCUUUCUAUUAAAAUAACCCAAUCCCCCACCUUUUUUAAUAUCUUUUUCCUUUUUUUUUCACUUGGUUGCCUAUCAACUUCUUUCGUUUCUACACCUUCCAUUUUCUAG